Aureobasidium subglaciale EXF-2481 is the source of this 759-nucleotide messenger RNA. RefSeq lists its product as uncharacterized. The coding region runs from base 159 to 710 and encodes 183 amino acids. The record is from RefSeq and is a predicted model, not a curated record. NCBI's taxonomy places the organism in Eukaryota, Fungi, Ascomycota, Dothideomycetes, Dothideales, Saccotheciaceae. The transcript has a single exon.
GCAAUUACCUCUGGCCAUUGGGAGACUUGAGUAGGGAUUCGAGGGCGGCCACACGACGGUGCAUCCUAUCUCGUUCCAUCUGCCAGCUUUCACGCUCGGCGACAAAGGCCUGGUGUUGUAGCCGUAAGGCCUCAUUCAGCUUGUCAAGCUGGGCCUGCAUGUCAUGUUCGGUAGGCGAAGCGGUCAGAAAGUAUGGCGACGAGGGCUGCGACAGGGCUUGCAGGGCCGUGGAAUUGAAGGCGGGAGCCCAGAGCGAGUCGUUGGACGUCAUCUGGAAGGCCAAGGGCGGCGACCUGAGCGGGACCUUCUUGCUCGCUGGUGCAUCGAGAAGCACGGAAUCCAUGUUUUGGUACAAGAGACUUUGUCUUCUGGGGUCGUACCCGGCGUUGUGGUCGAGGCGGAUCGCGUACGUGUACGAGGGCGGAGGUGGAGUGCGUGGUGGAUGUGGAGGUGGAUAUAUCUACGUCAAAAGGCGGAGAGGAGUUGGAGUAAGGUGGACUGCGAACUACGGACGUCGGAGGACGACGACAUUGGCGCGCGUUGAUCUUUUCCUUGCCCAAGAGAUGAGCGAUGCCUGUCUUGGUUUGAGACGCGAGCCCAACCAUCAAGCAGAGAAAGCAAUGACGAAGGCCCAAUGCCCGCCCCGCCAUUUCCCGCCAGCAAGCAAGAAGCUUCGACUCAGCCUUUGGUCCCUGCAGAUCCCUGCCUAGCCAAGCUUCUUCUACACCAUUCUGCCUUCUGUCCUGCAGAGUUACGACU